AUGACGUCCAAGGAGGAACAACUUAUACGCGUGCUGAUAUCCGGCGCUGCCGGCCAAGUUGCAUACUCACUCGCCGGGCUGGUUGCGCACGGCAUGGCAUUCGGUUUAAAGCAACCCAUGAUUUUGCAUCUCUUCGAUCUGCCGCUAGAGACGGGAAAAAUGGAAGGUCUUCGCAUGGAACUAAUUGACUCAGCACUACCUUUGCUGCGCGACGUGAUCGUUACCAGCGAUCCGGUUGUGGCUUUUCAAGAUAUAUCAGUGGCCUUCCUGAUGGGCGGCAAACGCCGACAGCCUGGCAUGAAGCGCUAUGAGCUCAUUGCGAACAACUGCCGAAUAUUUAAAGAUCAAGGCCUCUGUUUGGAAGCUUUCGCACGCAAAGACUGCAAGGUGGUCGUGCUAGCCGAGCCCUGCAAUACAAUGUGCUACAUCUGUGCCGAGCAUGCGCCAUCUAUACCGCGUGAGAAUUUCACCACAAAUGCGCGUUUGGAUUACAAUCGUGCCGUCGGCUAUAUAGCAAGCAAUUUGAAGAUUUCCGCUGCUAACGUAAAGAAUAUGAUUAUCUGGGGCAAUCACUCGGAUUCGAUGCAUCCGGAUUGCUCGAUAGCCAGCGUGGUUGUCAAUAAUAAAAGUCACCGCCUCUCCGAAUAUUUGGGUGACGAAAUGGCUGUCUUUAAAACGCAACUGGCGGAAGCUGUCAUCAAGCGUGGCGCCGAAAUAAUUGGUGCGCGUGGCAUGUCGUCGGGAUGGUCGGCAGCCAAAGCGUUAUGUGAUCAGAUGAGAGAUUGGAUAGCGGGCACACCACAGGGUGUUAUGGUGCCGAUGACGGUCGCCUCGGAUGGCAGCUAUGGCACACCGAAAGAAAUUUUCUUCACCUUUCCCGUGGAGGUGCAGCGCGGCAAAUGGAAUAUAGUCAGGGGCAUUAAGAUUGAUGAGAUGUCUAGGAGUAAGAUAGACUUCAGCGGCAAGGAAUUGCUGCAAGAAAAGAUGGCUGCCGUUGCGGAGAUGGGAGAGAGUUAUAACUGA
This is a messenger RNA of Bactrocera dorsalis (oriental fruit fly), 1023 nucleotides long. RefSeq lists its product as uncharacterized. Gene Ontology annotation, molecular function: L-malate dehydrogenase (NAD+) activity. The record is from RefSeq and is a predicted model, not a curated record. Gene Ontology annotation, biological process: oxaloacetate metabolic process; malate metabolic process; tricarboxylic acid cycle. NCBI's taxonomy places the organism in Eukaryota, Metazoa, Arthropoda, Insecta, Diptera, Tephritidae. The transcript has a single exon. Gene Ontology annotation, cellular component: mitochondrion; cytosol. Bases 1 to 1023 code for a protein of 340 amino acids.